This is a messenger RNA of Didymodactylos carnosus, 270 nucleotides long. The record is from the annotation of a GenBank genome assembly. NCBI's taxonomy places the organism in Eukaryota, Metazoa, Rotifera, Eurotatoria, Philodinida, Philodinidae.
AUGUCUAUUGUAAGAAUAGAUUCAAUAGCCAUUCGAGAUUCUCUGUUAAAAUUUGGUGAAAAACGUGGUUUAACAAAAACAUUUUGUCCAUCUGAAGUGGCACGACAAUUAUAUGGUGAGAAAGAUGAAGGUUGGAGAGAGUUAAUGCAACCCGUUCGUGAUGAAGCUAAAAAACUAAUUAAUGAAAAUUUAUUAGUUUGUAUACAACAAGGACAAAUUACCGAUAUCGAAAAAGCAAGAGGACCGAUUCGUUUACAAAUUAAGAAAUAA